This is a messenger RNA of Adelges cooleyi (spruce gall adelgid), 2039 nucleotides long. Its product is annotated as TBC1 domain family member 20. Lineage: Eukaryota; Metazoa; Arthropoda; Insecta; Hemiptera; Adelgidae. The coding region runs from base 470 to 1627 and encodes 385 amino acids. Gene Ontology annotation, cellular component: endoplasmic reticulum membrane. The transcript has 7 exons. Gene Ontology annotation, biological process: positive regulation of GTPase activity; endoplasmic reticulum to Golgi vesicle-mediated transport. The record is from RefSeq and is a predicted model, not a curated record. Gene Ontology annotation, molecular function: GTPase activator activity.
UACACACACACGCCAACAAAAACAAAUAUUAAAAUAAAUAUAAUGAUAAUAAAUAUAUAUAAUUUAAUAAUAUAGUAGUAAUAACAAGGUUUUACGGCAAUCGCAAUGCAAACAGUUUACGGAUUUUUUGUUACUUAUAUAAGUUCGGUCCGACCCACACCAGGAUUACCCGGCAUUUAAAAUAUCAGUUGUGUCCGCAAUAUGGUUUUUAACAGUACAUUAUAAUUUAGUGUUAUUAUUAUUAAAUCGGUAUACUAAACAUCAAGUGUCGCCUGUAAGAGUGUAUGUGUUUAAUUUUAUAUUCAAUACGUUAUUACCUAUUACUAUAAUUGAAUAAAAACAACACAACUUUCGUUCGCGUUGCUGUUAUCGUUGUUGUUGGUUAAUAAUUAAUUAUACUUAAUAUCUAAGCGUGCAAAAGUGUGUUGAGCGAACGAAAAAAGAAACAUUCAAUUACAGUCAAUUUACAAUGUCCGAAUAUGAUUCUGACAACUCUUCGGACAGUUCAAGCUUUUCGAACAUUGAUUUCUAUGAAGUUCAAAAAUUGAUACCAGAAGAAUAUAAAACUAAGGUCGAUCAAAUCAAUGAAAUACUUCAGCGCGAAAAAAAAGAUGUUGAUGAACUAAGAAAGUUUGCACUUGCUGAAGGAGGAUUAGUUAGUGGGGUGGUGCGAUCUGAAGUAUGGCCACUAUUUUUAAACUUGCCUAAUGAAAACAAACCAUUAUUAGAUGAGGAAUCAAUAAACAGCCAUCCGGAAUACAAUCAAGUUGUAAUGGAUGUCCGGAGGUGUUUAAAAAGAUUUCCACCUGGCAUUUCGCAUGAGAAAAUUGGUGAUUUACAAAAACAACUGAUAGCAAUUAUAUUGAGUAUUAUUUCUGAACAUCCCGAGUUAAAAUAUUACCAGGGUUACCAUGAUGUCGCAGUUACAUUCCUAAUUGAAGUUGGUCAAGAAAAAGCUUACAGCAUUAUGGAGUAUUUAUCAUUAAAUCAUUUAAGACUGUUCCUCAUGCCAACAAUGGAAGAAACAUCAUAUUUGUUAUUGCAAGUUUUUCCUUUAGUUUCGGAGCUCAAUCCAGAAUUGGACUCUUUCAUUUUGAAGUCUGGAAUUGGUACAAUAUUUGCUUUACCGUGGAUAUUGUCGUGGUUUAGUCAUAGCUUGAGUCAGCACAAAAAGGUAGUUAGACUAUUUGAUUACUUCUUGGCAUCGCCUAAAGAGAUCAUUUUGUAUGUAAUUGCUCAAUUAAUAAACGUGAGGAGUGAAGCGGUUUUAAGUGUUGAAUGCGAUAUGGCUAGUGUUCAUGCAGCUAUUUCAAAGAUUCCUGAAGAUUUAGAUUUUGAAGACAUACUAUUACGGGCUACAAAAAUGUUCUACGAUCACCCACUUUCUGAAUAUAAAAAUGAAGUUGAAAAUAGGGUGAAACUAGAAGCCGACUACUUAGCCAGUUUAAAUGACGAUUAUAGAAUGCGAAAACAUUUAAAAGGCAUGAAAUCCACUUUACCACCGUUUAAGAAUGCUUUCAACUAUGCACCGAUAUGGCGUAUACCCAGAAUGAGAUUUGGUUUGUUAUUCUUUGGAUUCAGCGUGGCUGCUGGUUUAUGGGCUAUGAUGAGGACAAGUAACAAUUAAAUCUCAAAAUACCAACCCCAUUAAAAACGAAAUUGUUGAUCCAUUCCAAAUAAAGUGCUAUACACAAGGGACCAAAUAGACUGAUAUUUAUUAAAGAUAUUGUAUUUAUUGACAUUAUGUGUAUGUAUUUUAUUGUUUUAGUAAUUUGAUGCUGUGGAGCAUGAUCAACGAUGCUCCUCACAUAAGUUUGUUAAUCUCGUUUUCUUUUUAUUCAUUGUUUUAUUUUUAAUUAUUAUUAUUAUUACCAAAAUAAAUUUGUUUUUCUUAAAUUGUUACAAUAGUUUAUGAUUUUGAUAAAUAAUUGUGAUUUAAAUUUAUUUUUUAUUGACGCAAACGUUUCGUGAACUACAUUAAUUGUUUUAUUAUACCAUUUUGUGAACUUAUUACUCAAUGUUAAUUAUAUUCGUUCUAU